GUAGCUAGCUUCCUCCUGUCCUAUCUGGUCUUGCCCAGGUGUCCGUUGAUCUUGCUUGGUCUUGCCCGUCCAGCUGGUCUGUUCCACUAAGGUGGUACCCGUCUGUUGUACCUUUUGUACCUUACGUAGAUGUAAUGGGGGAAGGUACAUUGCCUUGUCAGACCUUGUUAGACCCUGUUGCUGGUUCCUGAGAAUCCCGGUGUCAUACCCAAUCACAUCCCAGUGGUGACGGAAUCUCCUGCAUCACCGCAACUUUCCUUUCCAUUCAUGAAUCCAACCCGUCGUCUUCUUCUUUUUCUGGAUGCAACACUACACCAUCACAUUACAGGACUUUGUUUUUCUUUUAAACUUCUACUUGGGUUAAUUACUACUGAAAACAUUACUGAUAAUAUUGAAAGAAGAAAAAGGCCUAACGCGAUCAUCCAGUUCUCUCAUCAGUUUUUUUCUUCUUCUUUUUUUUUAGCUCGUAUCCCAACCAAGAUCCACGAUCUUAUCUUAAAUCCAAUUCCCUUUUAUUUUCCAGAUUUUCCAUUAUUUUCCAGCCGAAAUUUUAAAUCCCCCUUUCUCGUUUAUCUUGUCGUACAAACCUACCGACUUCAUCAAUAUUACCCAUUGCCUCACAUGCUCCCACUGGUGACAUCUACAACUAUAACCUUGUCACAUUGGAAAGUUGGAAAAAAUGGCACCAGGUACUAAAGGCCGCGUCGUCCAGGUUGAGGACACCAAGAUCUGCGUUGUUAUGGUCGGUUUGCCUGCGAGAGGAAAGAGUUACAUAGCACAGAAAGCCCAGCGUUACCUUCAAUGGCUCUCUAUCGACGCGAAGACAUUCAAUGUUGGUAACUACCGGCGUCAUGACGCCCCCCAACCGCCAGCCGACUUCUUUGAUACCAGCAAUAUCGAGGGAGAACGUAGACGCCGCCUCGCCGCCGAGGCCGCUAUUAAAGACAUGUUAGGAUGGUUCCGUCAGGGCGGUGUAAUUGGCAUCCUCGAUGCUACCAAUUCUACCAAGGAACGCAGAAAAUGGGUUUACGACGUGUGUACUAAAGAGGGUAUCGAAGUCCUGUUCGUCGAAUCCAAAUGCGAUAACGAGGACCUUAUCAUGGCCAACAUUCGAGACGUCAAGACUACCAGCCCCGACUACAAGGGUCAAGACCCUGAGAAGGCCGCUUUAGAUUUUCGUAAUCGGAUAAAGAAUUAUGAGAAGGUGUACAAGAGUAUAGAUGCCGAUGGCGACGAGAGCGAAUAUACCUAUCUCAAGAUUAUGAAUGUCGGGGCCCAGGUGAUCAUCAAUCGCAUACAAGACUACCUACAAAGUCGGGUAGUAUACUACCUUAUGAACCUACACAUUCGUCCGAGAUCGGUGUGGCUCUCGAGGCAUGGUGAAUCGCUAUACAACCUCUAUGGGCGAAUUGGAGGUGAUGCGGAACUGUCUCCACGAGGACACCAGUAUGCGAAGAAGCUACCGGAACUCGUUCGUCAGUCUGUCGGGGGUGAUCGUCCCCUCACAGUAUGGACUUCGACACUAAAGCGUACAAUACAAACGGCUCGUUUUCUACCCGAUAAUUAUAACCAGCUCCAGUGGAAAGCAUUGGACGAGCUUGACGCAGGUGUUUGCGACGGUAUGACCUACCAAGAGAUCAAGGACGUCUACCCCGAGGACUUUGUAGCGCGUGACGAAGACAAAUACAACUACCGCUACCGGGGCGGCGAAUCAUACCGCGACGUUGUUAUCCGUCUUGAACCUAUUAUAAUGGAGCUUGAACGAUCUGAGGACAUCCUCAUUGUUACCCACCAAGCCAUCCUGCGCUGUAUAUAUGCGUAUUUCAUGAAGAAGGAUCAGUCUCUCAGUCCCUGGAUGAAUGUCCCGCUUCACUGCCUUAUUAAGCUCACCCCGCGUGCCUAUGGUACCGACGAGGAAAGAUAUCAGGCUGAUAUCCCCGCUGUUAGCACGUGGAGAGGUAAGGGAAGUACCGCUAAGCACGAAGACCCUAUACCAGAGUCAAAUUUGGGUUACAACUCGACGGCGGCAGUUCACUAAGAGAGGAUCCUGCCCUGAUUGGUACAAUUGGCUAUUAUGACUAUGAUGAAAAUAAGAUGUUGGUAACUUGGAGCAGGAUAACGACUACUGCUAGAGAAUCCAGUGGGCUGGUACAGAGGGGCGCAUUAACGGAUAAACUUUACAUUGCUACGGUCCUUGUUUUGAUAACCGGCUUUGUGGAUAAAAAGGAACCGCCGCAUAUUAAUAUACAUAGAGUGGGGGUUGGGUUGUUUGCAUGAAAUACAUGUCCGGUGUUGUAAAUAUAUUUACAUGCCUUUCUACAUACCUAUUCCAUAGGCACUGGACUUUUGAUCAAGGUCAAAGAAAAAAAAAAACAAGUUAACAUUUUUACUUUUUUUCGAUUUU
Molecule: messenger RNA, 2404 nt
Organism: Daldinia caldariorum
Lineage: Eukaryota; Fungi; Ascomycota; Sordariomycetes; Xylariales; Hypoxylaceae
Product: bifunctional 6-phosphofructo-2-kinase/fructose-2,6-bisphosphate 2-phosphatase
Exons: 3
Coding region: 680-2038 (452 amino acids)
Biological process (GO): fructose 2,6-bisphosphate metabolic process; fructose metabolic process
Cellular component (GO): cytosol
Molecular function (GO): ATP binding; fructose-2,6-bisphosphate 2-phosphatase activity; 6-phosphofructo-2-kinase activity
Source: RefSeq, a predicted model, not a curated record